AUGGUUGAUGUUUUGAAGAGCAUCUUUACAAUCAUUUUAUCUGCAGAAUCCAUAAUUGGAAUUGUAGGAAAUGUCUUCAUAGCACUGGUGAACUGUAUGGACUGGAUCAAAAGAAGAAAGAUCUCUUUGGUUGAUCAAAUCCUUACUUCUUUGGCGAUCUCUAGACUUGGUCUACUCUGCUCAGCACUGACACACACAAUGUUAUAUACAGUACACCCAGAUUGGCUAAAGACUGAAAAAAUGUUAAGAAUGUUUAUUAUUGCCUGGGUUGUGACCAAUCAUUUUAGCAUCUGGCUUGCUACAUGCCUCAUCCUCUUUUAUUUUCUCAAGAUAGCCAAUUUUUCUAACUCUAUUUUUCUUUACCUAAAGUGGAAAGUCAAAAAAGUGGUUUUAGUAGCAUUGCUGAUUUCUCUGGUUCUCUUAUUGUUCAAUAUUAUAGCUAUAGACAUACAAAUUAAUGUCUGGAUGGAUAGAUCUAAAAGAAACGUAUCUUACACUUACAGUUUGAAGAACUUUAAACAAUUGCCCAGACUUCUUUUAUUCUACAGCUCUAUGUUCAUGCUCAUACCCUUUAUUAUGUCCUUGAUAGCCUGUGUGCUGCUCAUCUUCUCCCUAUGGAAACAUUGGAAGAAGAUGCGGCACAACGCUAAGGGGUCCAGAGAUGCUGGCACCGCGGCCCACAUAAAAGCCAUGCAAACUGUGAUCACCUUCCUCCUACUUUACACCAUGUACUUAUUCUGUCUCAUCAUGCAGAUUUCUAGCUUUGAAUUUUUGGAGGAAGAAAACAUCCUUUUUUUUGAACAUGCUAUAGGAAUUGCUUUUCCUUCGGGGCACUCCCUUGCUUUGAUUCCAGGAAACAGUAAGCUGAGACAAGCCUUUCUUUCAGUGCCGUGGUGUCUGUGGUGCAGGGCCAAAGGUUGA
Chinchilla lanigera (long-tailed chinchilla) is the source of this 921-nucleotide messenger RNA. Its product is annotated as taste receptor type 2 member 14-like. Gene Ontology annotation, cellular component: membrane. Bases 1 to 921 code for a protein of 306 amino acids. The transcript has a single exon. Gene Ontology annotation, molecular function: bitter taste receptor activity; G protein-coupled receptor activity. Gene Ontology annotation, biological process: sensory perception of taste; detection of chemical stimulus involved in sensory perception of bitter taste; G protein-coupled receptor signaling pathway. NCBI's taxonomy places the organism in Eukaryota, Metazoa, Chordata, Mammalia, Rodentia, Chinchillidae. The record is from RefSeq and is a predicted model, not a curated record.